UACACACAGUGACGCUGUUUUGCACCUAAAAACUCACUGCAAAUAAACCUUAUGUGCUGAACAUUUUUUCCACGUUCAGUAAUCUGACACCGCUGCUGGCCCGAAAAGUCUCAGUCGAAGGAUGGACUCGCAACUUUCCUUUGCAGUAAUAGUCCGGCGAGAACAGACGAGAGGGACCGAACCGGAGGCGAAAACAGUGCGCGAAAAAAAAUAACCCGUGGUGGUACCGGGUGCCUGAAGUUUCUGAAUUAGGUGUCCGUUUGAAAUUAUAUCAAAGCAAGAAGUUUCACGUUGCACAGGUGGAUGGGUGACUACCGGUCUCGGCGGCGCUUUGUGAGGAGGAGAUUAUGAAGAAUUUCAGCAACAGUCCCCUUCACAACAACCAGACUCCAAACCACGUUAGAGAUCGGAAAAACAAAAAAAUCGGCUUUCUCUCAGCGGUUCCGUUGCGUGUUCCCCUGAGAGGUUAUGGUUUCUGUAUGGCUACUCUUUUUCUCUUCUGUUUUGGGUCUCUGUUUUACCAGUUGAAUGGAGGACCCCCCGAAAUUCUGCUGGACAUCCGACAGUAUCUCGGAGAGUCCACGUAUCUCGAUGACCACGGACCCCCAGCUCCCAGGGUUCUGCCGUUCCCCAGUCAGGUGGUUUAUAACCGCGUGGGGAAGUGUGGCAGCAGGACAGUGGUCAUCCUACUGAGGUUGCUGGCAGAGAGACAUCAGUUCAACCUUGUCUCCUCAGACAUCCACAACAAGACACGCCUCACCAAACAUGAACAGGUGGAUCUUAUGAGGAACAUCAGCAACAUCCCUCAGCCCUUCCUGUACACCAGACAUGUACACUUCCUCAACUUCACCAGGUUCAGGAUAGAGCAGCCCGUCUACAUCAACAUCAUACGGGACCCCAUUAACCGUUUCCUCUCCAACUACUUCUUCCGACGUUUCGGGGACUGGAGGGGUGAGCAGAACCACCUCAUCCGAACACCAGGGAUGAAGGAUGACGAGAGAUACCUGGAUAUCAAUGUCUGCAUCCUGGAGAAUUACCCAGAAUGUUCCAACCCCAGACUCUUCUACAUCAUCCCUUAUUUCUGUGGACAGCACCCACAGUGCAGAGAGCCGGGAGUAUGGGCUCUGGAGAGGGCCAAACAGAACGUUCUAGAAAACUUUCUUAUCGUGGGGAUCCUAGAGGAGCUGGAAGAUGUCCUGCUCCUUCUCGAGAGACUGUUACCUCACUACUUUACUGACGUACUCAACAUUUACAAGAGCCCAGACUACAUGAAGAUGGGGAACAUGACUGGCACGGUGCGUAAACACACACCCACUCUGGAAGCUCUUCAGGUGUUAUACCACCGUAUGCGCUAUGAGUACGACUUCUACAACUUCAUCCGAGAGCAGUUCCACCUGAUGAAGAAGAAGAUUGGCCUCAAGUCAGUCUCCCGACCCACUGCCCACCAGGCCUCCUUCCUAAGAGAGCUGGCCGUCCGAACCCCAGAGCCCCUUGACGAAGAUGAGGAGUUGGAGACCGACCUCGAGGACGCCAACAGCUGGUUCGUCCAGCCCUGACAGGUCCCGUGGCAACUGAAGACUUUACCAGCAGCUGGUUGGCUGGAGGUGGCAUGAGAAGGGGGCGGGGAAUACGCCCUGUCUGUCAGCAUUCCCAGGAGGACGAUUGGUUGGGGGUGUGUGGAUCCUGAUGCCCGUGUUUUUACGGGCUCCAUUUUCCGUUUGGCUCGGACUCUCUGCUCAUGGCUGAGGACCUUGGGAGUGGGCGGAUGGAUGGAUGGACUAACUGCCAUAUUUGAAGAUUGAAGAUGAAUGGAAUCUUUAAAAAUGUAACUUUGGUUGUUUUAAGGUUUGAUUUGACUUGGUUUAGCUCAAAUGUGACAGUGUCUAUGGAUAACAGAAUCAGUUUACUUUGCUUAACAGACGUUGAAAUGAUAUAAGACGGUCAAAUGGCAAGAAGAGCACCCAACUAUGAAUUCAGAGAAUUCCAAACGUGUGCCUAUGAUUGGAUUAGACAUUUAUCCAACUGACAAUAUAUGAAGAUGAGUUGAAUAUCUUGGGACAUAACUAGGGAAAUAUUGAGGAAAUAUUAUGUUCAUUGGUGAAAAUGUAUGUUUGUCCUCAAUUGUCGAUGUUUUUAUUAAGACAGAGCAUUAAUGUUUGACAUCCUACAACAACAAUAAACACUCAAAGAAAAAUAUUUUAUUAAAAAGAUAGAGCUGAAGGAUGAAACAUUUUAAUCCAAAGCUUUACCUGAACUCACCAAAUGAUAUUACCAUUUGUUAAGUCUUAACUCACUGCACUUAAUCUUAUUUUGAUGUUGUUCAACUUCAGAUGUCUACUUUGUUUUCUCUGUUUUCAAACUCUCUCCUAACUCUCAGUUCUACAGUAUUUCAUAGUGCAGCCAUGGUGUUACACUUUGGUCAUUUUAGGUGACUCAACAUCCAGAGAAUAAAUGGCCACAACAACAAGCGAUUACCUAGCAUUAGUACCUACAGUAUGCUGUACAACAUGCCAAUCUAAUAUACAGAUUGUGGUAAGGCCUAUGUAGUCAUUGUCAUUGUCUUCCGUGUGGAUUUUGUUAUUGACAGUUUAAUUUAUUAUUAUUAUUAUUAUUAUUAUUAUUAUUAUGUAUUCAUUUGCAUUCCAGAUAAGAUUCUCAGGAAAAAAAAAGGUUUCUUACAAAGUUGAAAUAAUUUGUACUUUUAGGAUUCUUACAACUAUCUAGUUAUUCAUACUAUCUAAAGAUUAGUCAAAGGUCCAAAAUAAAAUAUGAUCAGCUUAAAGAAAUGGUGAAACUGUUUUACAAUGAAUGGAAUCCAUGAAUUUCAAUAUCCUCAGAGAGUUUUCAAAAUAAAAACGUAACAAUGGCA
This is a messenger RNA of Oncorhynchus kisutch (coho salmon), 2869 nucleotides long. RefSeq names its product uronyl 2-sulfotransferase a (gene usta). Bases 348 to 1556 code for a protein of 402 amino acids. Lineage: Eukaryota; Metazoa; Chordata; Actinopteri; Salmoniformes; Salmonidae. The transcript has 8 exons. Gene Ontology annotation, cellular component: membrane. Gene Ontology annotation, molecular function: sulfotransferase activity. The record is from RefSeq and is a predicted model, not a curated record.